AUGGAUAUUUCGUCCACUGGCACUAUCUAUGUGAAUAUCAAUAGCAAAGGCUUGGUGGCAGUAUUUGCUCAUCUGAUAUUGGCCCUACUUCAUCUACUCAAAAGCCCAAACCAACAUUUGAAGUCAUUUACAUUGCUUCCUCCUAUGAGUCCCCAAAAGGUCUAUGACAUCUGCUCAUCUACUCACCGCCCUUACCACGUGACCAACCUGAUAACAUUCAUUGCCUGGUCGGGACGACUACUUCUUGAUCAGACCAAUACAAUGGCCAUGGCGACAUCGGGCGCCCAUAUUAAACGACCCUCUCCAUCUAUCGACCAGAACAAUCCGAAGCGGAUAAAGCGCCACUAUCAUCACCACCAUCGUUUGCAGGAGCCCGUGAUUCUCCCAUCCACCUCCGAGCCGGUCGUGCAAGAUGACACCCAUCUCGACCAAUUGAUGAAUCGUGCAGUCGGCCAGACUCUGAAGGACUCGGGGUUUGAGGUGGCCGAUCCAGCUGCACUGUCGAGUCUCUGCAGUGCUACUGAGGAGUACAUGCUACGACUCUCCACAUUCAUUCGUCAGUCUAUGCUAUCUGCACGACGCGUCCAACCAAUCCCGCAAGAUUUUGACCACGCUCUGAAGCGUUUACACCUCAAUCCCGAUGAUCUUCUUCCUCAUCUCAAAUCAGCGCCCUCAGACAAACCCACACCGACAUUAUUGCCAUCUCCCCCACCAGAGAAUGAAAUAUCCAAAUCUCUCCCAUUUCUCACGGCUCUGAGCAGCGAAGACGACCGCGCAAAUCGUCCCUACAUCCCCAAACACUUCCCCAGCUUCCCUAGCAAACACACCUAUUCUGCCACCGCAGUUUUCAUUGGACGAGACAACGACCCGCGCAAGAUUAGGGAACGCGCUGCAGAGGAUGGACGACAUGGCGAAGAAGCUUUGCGCAAAUUAGCGAGUGCUGCAUUCCGCGACAACCAGACGGGCUCGACUGGCCGCGAUAAGAAACUCUGGGGUCGGAGAACGGACAGCAUGGAAAGCAUGUUCGAAAAGACGGUCAAGGGACUAUCCAAAAAGCAUGGCAAGGAAUCCAGUUCAGCCAUGGAUAUUGAUUCGGGACGCCCGGCGGAUGCCGACAAAUCCCGGCUCAAGCUCUCGUGGAAUAUGGAGUUGGGCCCCAUUGUCAACUGUGAGCGAGAUCUCUGGCGCAGGACAAGCUCGAAUGCACGGCGAGGAGAGGAGAAGACUCCAAAGCCUCCAGCAAGUAUCGAUCCAGCGGAUGUCAUGAUUGACAUAUAA
Penicillium crustosum is the source of this 1278-nucleotide messenger RNA. Its product is annotated as TBP-associated factor 8 family protein. The record is from RefSeq and is a predicted model, not a curated record. Lineage: Eukaryota; Fungi; Ascomycota; Eurotiomycetes; Eurotiales; Aspergillaceae. Gene Ontology annotation, molecular function: protein heterodimerization activity. The coding region runs from base 1 to 1278 and encodes 425 amino acids. The transcript is spliced from 3 exons. Gene Ontology annotation, cellular component: transcription factor TFIID complex. Gene Ontology annotation, biological process: transcription initiation at RNA polymerase II promoter.